AUGAUGGACCACCGCCAGAGGGCGCCGCUGAAGACGGAGGAGGCGGCGCCGCGACCACGUGGCGUCUACAGCAUCGACCAGAUCCUGGGCACGGCGAGGCCGCCGCCGCCGGCCGACGUCAAAGACGACGCCGAGUGCGGCCGCGCCGAAAAUGGCUCCACGACGUCAGGUGACCUGGAAGCGGCGGACGCGGAUGCCGAUGAGGCAUGCGUCGACGCUGAGUGCGGCCGCACCGAAAACGGCUCCACGAUGUCAGGCGACCUGGACGCGGCGGACGCGGAUGCCGAUGAGGCACGCGUCGACGCCGAGUGCGGCCGCGCCGAGAGCGGCUCCACGACGUCGGGCGACCUGGACGCGGCGGACGCGGACGCCGACGAUGCACGCGGCGACGACGCCGGCAGCAAGCCGCGCAAGGUGCGCCGCAGCCGCACCACCUUCACCACGUACCAGCUGCACCAGCUGGAGCGCGCCUUCGAGAAGACGCAGUACCCGGACGUGUUCACGCGCGAGGAGCUGGCCAUGCGGCUGGACCUGAGCGAGGCGCGCGUGCAGGUGUGGUUCCAGAACCGACGCGCCAAGUGGCGGAAGCGCGAGAAAGCCAUGGGCAGAGAGAGUUCCGGCUUCAUCCACGCAGAGCAGUCAGGGUUGCCAGACUUCGGGAUGCAUGCCCAGCUGGGGCUGCCGCCACUGCCUCCUGACCCCUUCUGGCCGGGCGCCGCUCUGGGGUUCGGCCCCAUGUUCGGCCUGGGCGGCCUGCCCCCAGGCGCCGCCGCCGCCCUCGGCCUGCCCUGGGGCCCCGCCCCCGGCGGAAAGUCGCCCGCCGCCUUCCACAACCUGCUGUCGCAGUACGUGCUGGCCGGCGGCGGCCUGCCGCUCGGCCUGGGCUUCGCGGUGCCGCCGCCCCCGCCGCCCCCGGCCGCCGCCUCGCCCUCGCCGCCGCCGCCCUCGCCGCCGCCGCCCGCCGCCGAGUCGCGACGCUCCAGCAUCGAGGCGCUGCGCUCGCGCGCCAAGGAGCACCAGGCGCUGCUGCUCGGCAUGGGGGCGGCGUCGCCGCCUCCGCCGGCGCCGAAGCACUCGCCCCAGGUGCACGCCAAGUCAUAG
Molecule: messenger RNA, 1101 nt
Organism: Bacillus rossius redtenbacheri
Lineage: Eukaryota; Metazoa; Arthropoda; Insecta; Phasmatodea; Bacillidae
Product: paired mesoderm homeobox protein 2-like
Exons: 6
Coding region: 1-1101 (366 amino acids)
Biological process (GO): regulation of transcription by RNA polymerase II
Molecular function (GO): DNA-binding transcription factor activity, RNA polymerase II-specific; RNA polymerase II transcription regulatory region sequence-specific DNA binding
Source: RefSeq, a predicted model, not a curated record